Diutina rugosa is the source of this 3102-nucleotide messenger RNA. RefSeq names its product Zcf13p (gene ZCF13). The record is from RefSeq and is a predicted model, not a curated record. Gene Ontology annotation, cellular component: nucleus. The transcript has a single exon. Lineage: Eukaryota; Fungi; Ascomycota; Pichiomycetes; Serinales; Debaryomycetaceae. Gene Ontology annotation, molecular function: DNA-binding transcription activator activity, RNA polymerase II-specific; zinc ion binding; RNA polymerase II cis-regulatory region sequence-specific DNA binding. Gene Ontology annotation, biological process: DNA-templated transcription; regulation of transcription by RNA polymerase II. The coding region runs from base 1 to 3102 and encodes 1033 amino acids.
AUGGAGUUGCCCUAUAAAAAGCGCAACCGGGUGCCGGCGCUGUGCCUGGUGUGUCGCAAGCGCAAAUCUAAAUGUGACCGGGUCAAGCCCAUCUGUGGCCUGUGCAAGAAGAAGUCAAUUUCCCAUCUAUGUUACUACGAAGCGGAUUCUAAAGAACCACUGGGCCACGUUACCUACGUGCAACCACUAACGGAAUUGUCGCCUGCUUCAGCUCCUCCAAAUGGUCCACAAGGCCCUCCAUUACCCAUGCCAAUGCCUCAACCAUCACGCUUAUCUUCAUUUCCUCCUUUUGACCCACAAGGAGUACCCAUACAUCAUCAUCUGCCAGAAAUGCUGAUGAUUUCCCCAGGAGCCCCUUCUAAUGGACCGCAAUUACCACUAGCGCCCCCCACAGUGCAACUGCUGCCACCAGGCACGUUUGGUGUACCGCCACCUCUGGACCUGUUUGUAAUGUCACCAGGAGCUCUGCUGAUUACUCUGGGAAUGCUGAUACCACCGCCAGCAAAAAAUGCAAGCCACCGAAAUCUGGUAACAUCAUCAUAUGUGAACAUUCCCUUGGGACCCUCCACCACGCUCCUGGUCAGCAGCGAGGACGAAAUAACAACCUUCCAGAACGCUCUGUUUUCUUUAAAUACAGAGGGCCCUUGGUGGUCACAACAAGGAAUGUUACUGUACAUCGGCCUCACGAAAAGUGACCCUUUCUUGAAAGUUUUGCGGAAUUAUGCCCUUCAUCUCUUCAAAUCUGGAGAAAUGGCAAAAUUUAUCAAACCAGCUUCCAAAGGAAAACGUCUGCUGGCCUCAGCCCUGCCAACAACAGUGAAAAAGUCUCGUAUCGAUACUGAUGUGGCCCUGGACAAACUGACAUCUCAAAAGCUUCGUUGCGAUCUGCUUGAUCCAGUUCAAGAAGAUCUGCUCGUCAUUCAGCGUAUUGCCAAAGAAGAAACCGAACCAGAGACCGAUGAUGUCGAUGACGAUCAGAUAAAGUUGGACGACGAUGGGCCUAGCACCAUAGCACCCCCACCAAUUGAUCCAUUAUCACAGACAAAGGCACAGUCACCCCAGCAUCCUCGUGCUGAUGCUAAGCUCCCCUCUCUUGACACGAUAUCACUGAUUGCAACACGUGUUGAGGUUUAUCAGUUAAUCAUGCAACAUGUGAUUCAAGUGUUACCCGACAAGCUUAACUUGUUCAUGCUUUACUGUCGUUAUUUUAAGUACGUGCAUGCAUUCAUCCCAAUCCUUGAUGAAAAGCAGUUGUUAAGUGAUGUUGAGGGCUUAUUCAACUCAUUUCCAAACUUCAGUCGCGAGAAAUAUCUGAGCAUUUCAAUAGAGCUGGAUCAUGAUCUUAUUACUUUGGGUCUCUUCCUAGUGGUAAUAAGACUUGGAUACAUGCUGUUGCUUCAUAACGAUAGCCUCGAGUAUAAUGAAGAUGAGAAGAGCAUGAUUCGAUCUAUGCGUCGAAUUAAUCACAGUGCCUAUCUCAAGCUUUUAUUUGCAUGCUUCCAAGAUCAUCUCGUGGGGCUGAGUUCUCUGCUAAAGCUAGUCCAAGGAUUACUGCUUUUGCAUUUUUACCGACUGGUAAUCCCCAGUGAUUGUCUUGGGUUAGGUGCAGCUGAUGGCAAUAAUUUGUUCGGAACUAUUGUGAGGCACGCUAUGAGUAUAGGUCUCAAUCGCGAUCCUACAUUCUAUCUAGCCCACGAUACCAUCAGUAAGCGGCAUUCACUCAUAAAACUGUGGCGAGCAUUGUGGCAUUAUUUGGUUAUUACAGAUUCAAUCAACCUGGUGGGAUGUGGAACAUAUCCUAGUAUACCUGAUUUAAGCAUGAGUGACGUUGAACCUCCCAUAUUCAAAGAUGCUACCGGUAAGGUGAACGAAGUUGCCUUUAUGGUGCGUAAAAUUUCGAACCAUUAUCGGAAGAUCGUUUUAAUGAUUAAUGACGUCACGCAUAAACCAAAAGUGGUCGACGUGCUCCAAGAGACGAAUGCUCUCGAGAAAUUGUUUUUUCAAAUGUUUGGGAAGGACUUCUUUAAGGACGUGAUAUGCAAGCCUGCUCUGUCAGCGGCAGCUGCUCAAGAAGUCGGAACAGCUGAACAUGAAGAAGCAUUUCUCAAAGUCGUUAAGUACAGCAUCUUUGUUCACCUAAGAACAAACCUACUGUGCAUGUAUUAUAUGAUUGCCCUUCACUACGAGAACCAAAGUGGAAAUGAACUGCUGGUAGAAACUGGAUUGGGCCUAUUCAAGAUUUACGUGAAGCUGGUGGUACAAUUAGUUUACAUUAUGCUGUUUGUCUUGGACAACAGUGUUCGUGUCUUUGGAAGAAAUUAUGACUAUUUUCUUACGGCAAAUAAUGAGCGUUGUAUGGUGAAGACACACGCUUUCCUCACUUCGUUUUUUGUUCGGCUUUUGCACCAUCGCAUGGACCUUUCCCUCAAAAUCCCCAAUGAACCAAAAUUUGCACAAAGACUAGAGGUUGUCGACCGCUUCUUCAACGUCGUAAUCAUGGAGCUGGAAUUAUUUAUUGGCUCUUUCCGAGUCUUAUCCAAAAAUUAUUUAUCACUGUGGAAGGUUUUUAUUAUGAGCUCAGUGGUUUUGAAACAAUGCGUUGACAAUCCCACUGCAUUUUUCAAAGGCAUUCAAGACCCGAGAUUCUUUCACCAGGGUAGUAAUACGUUGGAUUUGUUUACCAAUCAAGAGAUUGAGAAGUUGUGCAAUUUAUGUGAAGAGUUCAGAGUUGCCAAAGAGGAAUACGCCAAGUCUCGAGGGAUUGCUGGCAAGGGACUGGUCGCCAAUCGCCGAAAGAAUACUCAAGGCCCUUUCAGCCCUCAAGGAAUCGGACUGGGUCGUAAUCUGGAGACAACCAGCACUACAAGUUUUAGCCCCCUGAUGGCCCAACCUCACGGUGACGAAGUUAAUGUUGAUAUCAGCCAGGUGCUGCUGGUCCUUGACGGCUUCACUCCAAUGAUCAAUGAGCCGUCUUCAUCGGUAGGCGGAAAUGGGUUGCUCAAUUUUAGCAACUUGGGUGGUCUGGUCUUCGAUGACAAUCCGAAUGUUGAUUUAAUGAAGCUUUUCGAGAUGUAUACGGGCAACGAACGUCACGAUGUUUAA